AUGGACCUGGGGGAUUCGACCGGCAGCGAUGGCGAUCACAGGCCGCGCGUCAUCCCUUCAGAUCUGCCAACCUCGCUCGACGACCGCAGACACGCGCCCACCGAGGGCUUCGUCGCCGAGACGGAAAUGUAUGACGGAUGGCAAGGCCAGUCCCAGUUCCUCACGACGCCCGCGCUCGCCAAGCCCCUCAAUUUCGGAAACCUGUCGCUCAACGACGCCGACUACGCCCAGGGCUCCGCCGCCAACGGCCCCAAGAGCAGCGACGCCAGGCUGAUGCAGAUGCUGCAAGCCCAGGCCGCUGCCAACCAGUCCGGUCAAGGCCUCGAGGAUGAGCAGGCAGUCGCCGACGACGAGAAGCUGACCGAGGCGGACAAGAAGGCCAUGCUCCAGAAGGCCCUGGCCAUGGCCGCCAGCAACGGCGACGUCGCAAAGGUCAAGCGCCUGGUCACGGGAAAGGCAAAGCCCUUUACCGACGUCAACGCCUCUGACGAGGACGGCACCCCGCCUCUCAUCUAUGCCAGCUGCUUUGGCCAUGAAAGCGUUGUGCAGGCUCUGAUCGAGGCCGGCGCCGACGUGGACAAGCAGGACCGGAAUCAGUGGAGUCCCCUCAUGUGGGCCAUGACGAACCGCCACAAGGGCAUCGCCAAGCUGCUCCUCGACAACAACGCAUCCUCGGACCAGAAGACGUCGUCGGGGCGCACCGCCUUUGACUUUGUCCCGCCCGACAGCGAAAUGUCGUACUACCUGCAUGACAAUGGCUACAACCUCGGAAACGCGGGCGUCGGUGACGACUACUACAGCCCGGGCUUCUCCCAGGAGCGCUUCGAGGAGGAAAUGGCCGAAAACGAGAUGCGGAGGCGCCUCAUGAUGGAGAGCGCCAGGGACCUCGAGGUCGACCUGGGCAACGUCGGCAUGGACGACCAGCCAGAGCCCGCCGACGACUUUGAGGAGGAGCAGCAGGAGUUUGACUGGAGCCGCUGCCUCCACGACCAAAUGUUUGUCUUUCAGGAAAGCGAGCUCGAUCGGAUCCUCGACAUCAUCAUCACCAAAAUGACGCCGCAGAGGUCGCCGUCGCAAAAGCCGGUGCCCGCCAACAUGAUCUUCCUCAGCGCCCGAUACGCCCACUACCACUCGAGCCCCGAGCUGCUCGAGAGGCUUCUCGUGAGCGCCAUGGACCUCAUCAACGACGUGGUCGAGAGGUCGCAGUGGGACAUGACCAUCCUGGCCUUUUGGCUCUCCAACGCGACGCUGCUGCUGCACUACUUGAAGAAGGAUGCCGGCCUGGUCGAGGCGACGUCCGAGUUCCAGGCCCACCUCGCCGAACUCAUCAACGAAAUCUUCAUCCUCAUCGUCCGCGACGCCGAGCGACGCCUCGACAAGGUCCUGGACGCGGCCAUGCUGGACCACGAAACCAUUCCCGGCUUCGAGGAUAUUACCUUUCAGAACGAGUGGAAGCUCUUUAAGCGAAAGACGACGGUCAAGCAAGAGCCGCCCGAGAAGCGCUUCCGGCCCCCGUCGCCGAAGCGGCGGGCCAAGCCGGCCCCGAGGAACGUGACGUCGCUCCUGUCCUCGACGCUCUUCGUCCUGGACCUCUACGACGUGCACUCGGUGAUUACGGCGCAGAUCGUGACGCAGCUGCUCUACUGGAUCGGUGCCGAGCUGUUCAACAGGAUCAUGUCCAACAGGAAAUACCUGGCGCGGACAAAGGCCAUGCAGAUCCGCAUGAACAUGUCCACCCUGGAGGACUGGGCGCGGACCAACAACAGACAGGCCGAGCAUUACGAGGGAGGGGAGACGCGGUCGACGGGGGAAAUGACGGCGGACGCGGCUCGGCGACACCUGGCCCCCUGCAUCCAGCUCCUGCAGUGGCUACAGUGCUUCUCGUCCCUGGGGCCCGACGACCUCGAGGCGCUGGUGGGCACGCUGCAACAGCUCAAGAGGCUUACGCCCCAGCAACUUAUCCACGCAGCGUCGCACUACCGGCCCGAGGUUGGGGAGAAGGGGCUACCCAAGAGCGCGACGAAGUACCUCUUGGCGGUGCAGCGGGAGGCGGCGCUCAAGCGAGACCGGCGCCGCAGCCGGGCGGCCUCGCCGCUGUCGCCCACGGGCGGGGACUACGCGCCGGCCACGCCUGUCAGGGGCAAGGCGAACGGCAACGGACUCGAGGCGCCCGGCGGCGGCCCGAGUCCGCCCAAGGCGAACGGGGCGGACGCAUCGGACGGAGAGGGGGAGGACGCGCCGGAGCACCUGUUGCUGGACCCGGCGCUGAUGCUGCCGUUUACGCUGCCGUCGGUGACGGACAUGCUGGUGUCGUACGGGGCGGGCUUCGGGGGCAUGAACCGCGAGCGGGAGCUCAAGUACAUACCGACGGUGCCGGCCGAGUUCCUGGAGAAGCUCGAGGUGAGCGGGGUGCGCAAGGAGCCCAUGUUUGAGGAGAAGGACUGGGAAAACGAGGAAGUGUGA
Hirsutella rhossiliensis is the source of this 2463-nucleotide messenger RNA. Its product is annotated as DIL domain-containing protein. The transcript has 4 exons. Lineage: Eukaryota; Fungi; Ascomycota; Sordariomycetes; Hypocreales; Ophiocordycipitaceae. The record is from RefSeq and is a predicted model, not a curated record. Gene Ontology annotation, molecular function: GTPase binding. The coding region runs from base 1 to 2463 and encodes 820 amino acids.